Molecule: messenger RNA, 6432 nt
Organism: Clonostachys byssicola
Lineage: Eukaryota; Fungi; Ascomycota; Sordariomycetes; Hypocreales; Bionectriaceae
Source: the annotation of a GenBank genome assembly
AUGUCGGAAAAUGUCAACUUUGACGAGAUAUGGCAAGAGGCUAUCGAAACUUAUCAUGCCACCACUAAACGCACCACUCCAGAGCGCGAGGUCUUUAGGCGGAUCUGCGAACCAGAGGACUUACGAAAGCAUCUGCAGGAGCACCAGAGCCGAUUCAAGAGCUUCACAAGCAGCGAUGAGAAGAUUCUCAACCGAGUGAAUGCCGCGAUACGGCCCUUCAUGAGGCUGUCGGAGCGAACAUCCACUUCUCAUGCCGCCUCUCCGUUCUACCUGGCUUCGCCUAUCAUUGGGGCAACAUUAUUCAUGUUCCAAGCGGCUGGGGAUAUCGCUCAGUCAUACAAGUACAUAGAAGAGCUGUUCGGAAAACUGGAAGGAUAUACAGACCGUCUUGAUGAGUAUAUCAAGGGGGAGGUUUCUCCGCCACUCAAGAAGAACAUCGUCAAGGUGUUUUCCUGCUUCUUGAAGAUUCUAGCUUGCUCGGAGGUGAUCAUGAAGACGAAAAAGCUGAAGAAAUAUACAAAGGCAUUAAUUCUAGGCCACGACGAGAAUAUCACCAAAGCAUUUGAUGAACUGGAACGGCUUUUUGAGGAGGAACGUGGACUGGUUAGCGCCAUUGUGCUCGCAACAUCCCAGCAGAUCAAAGAAGAUGGUCAAAAACUUCUACUGUCGUCCGAGGCAGCUCAGGUGGAGAUGCAAGCUAAGCAGCUACGAGAAGAUAUUAUUCAGUGGUCCUCAUCAACAAACUUCACAGCACAAUACUAUGAUUACUUGGAAAAACGACAGAAAGACACCGGAACAUGGUUUCUCGAAGACCCAAAAUUCAAAGACUGGGUUGAUGGUCAAGCGAAUAGCACACUGUUAGGUUACGGGAGUCCAGGCGCCGGGAAGACAAUCAUGGCUACAACGGUAAUUGAUUACCUCGAGAGAACCAGAAAAAGCAGCACAACACCUGUGACUUAUAUCUACUGUAGCUAUACAGAGGGUGUAAGCCAGAACCCCAGCACUUUGAUUUCUGCAGUUCUUCGACAGCUUCUGCAAUCUCGAGAAACUGUGCCAGAUGCCGUCCUAAGGGUCUACGAGGACAAGGAAAAAGGCAGACCGUUGUAUCAAGACAUGAUGGAUAUGAUGAAGGCUAUGGUUCGGGAACAUGAAGUUCUCUAUCUGGUGAUAGAUGCUCUGGACGAAGCCAUGGACAACAACGAAACAUAUGCAAAGCUCUUAAAUGCAGUCGAAGAAUUACAGGAAGAAGGGAAUCUACGGGUUUUUAUUACAUCCCGAUCUAUUCCAGAGAUCAUGGAGAGGUUUGAGCCGGAGUCUAUGCUGGAAAUUCGGGCUAGCCGUGAGGAUCUCCAGCAAUAUCUCGAUCACGUCUCCUGGAGAGCUUGGAUAAGAAGGGACGAGAACCUCACCACCCAAAUAAAAAAUGGCGUGGCAGAUGCGGCCGAUGGAAUGUUUCUGCUGGCUUGCCUAUAUGUCCAGUGGGUUCAGGGCUUGACUCGACGGAAAGAAGUAAUUAAGUCUCUGGAGGUCAUAUCACACGAGUCUCGGGAAAGCUCGGAGUUCGAUCGAGUGUAUGAUCAAGCCUACGCAUUAACCAUUCAGAGAAUCGAAGGACAGUCGCCGGAGCAGAUAAAAUUGGCAAAACAGACAAUCUCCUGGAUUUCCUAUGCUCAACGGCAACUGAGUAUCACAGAACUAUGCAGUGCUCUUGCUAUUGAGCUUGAGACGGAUGACUUGGAUGAAGACAACAUUCCAUCCAUUGAGGAGGUUAUCUCGGUCUGUAUGGGGCUCGUGGUUCUUGAUAAACAUAGCGAGAAUGUACGUCUCGUGCAUUACACCACGCAGGAGUACUUGGAAAGAACACGCUGCAAGUGGAUUCCAGAAGCACCGACUGAAAUUGCGUCGAUGUGCUUGACGUACUUGGCAUAUGAUGCAUUUCGUGAUGGAGGUUUCACCAUAGGGCGUGAUAUUGACGCCAGGAUCCAAAAUUAUCCGCUGUUGCCAUACUUGGCACAAAGUUGGGCCAUUCACACCCUGAUGGUUGAAGAUCAGAUGCUUGAUCUUGCAUUGCGCUUCUUGCAACAUCAUGGUUCCGUCAAUGCAGUUGCUCAAGUGGCAGAAAGGACGGGACAUCCGAACGAUGGGGUGGCUAUGAACACAACGGCCUUGCACUUGACAUCACGUUUUGGCUUGUAUCUGCUAUCCAGAGAACUGCUGUCAUCUCAAAUAGGCAGCAAUGAAGACGGCGAUGAGACGCGGAUUCCUCAACUCAAUGCCAAAGAUGGCUGUGGGAGGACGCCCCUCAUGCGAGCAGCCCGCCAUGGCCACUUGGCCAUAGUCAAGCUUCUUCUCGAUUCUGGUGCAGAUGUGAAUGUACAAGGUGGACCGAAUGACAAUGCACUGAUGUGUGCCUUGCAAGGGAAUCACAUAGAGGUUGCCGAAGUUUUGUUGAACCUCAACGCCAACAUUCAUGCAGGCUACUGGCCGGCUAACUCAGCUCUCGCGACGGCUACGAACCAUGGGAGUCCCGCUUUGCUGGCGAGAUUGCUCGAUAUGGGUUCGGGCGACCUGGACCUGGAUCAUGCUCUCUAUCUUGCGGCAGAGCGCGGGGAUCUCCAGAUGGUUCAACUUCUGCUGGCACGUGGGGCUGGGCUGGAGUACGACGGUGCAGGCCCGGGUGCAACUCCACUGAUGGUAGCCUCGCUACAUGACCAUGAGGCAAUAGUAAAGGUGCUGAUCAAGAAGGGUGCAAAAUUCUACGUUAAUGAUGGACGCAGCGCACUCACAGCAGCAACAAUAGGCGGCCAUCUGCAUAUCGUACGGCUCCUUCUCAAAUCGGGUGCACCAGUCAAUGUCCAAGGUGGCAAGGACUAUAUUAGACCUGCAAUUGCUGAGGCAUGUGUUCAUGGCAGGAAAGGGAUUCUUCAACUGCUUCUGCAGCAUGGGCAAGGGGUCAACCAUCACACAUCCCCCCCCUUGGUCUUUGCUUCUAUGCACGGGAAUAUUGAAAUGGCGCGCAUGUUGCUUGAAAAAAAUGCCGAGAUCGACGCCUUCGAGUCAGAAUUAGGAUGGAAUGCUCUCAUGACCGCAGCGUCCAGCGGGAAAAUUGAGUUGGUUGAAUUGCUUCUCAACCACGGCGCAGAUAUCAACCUCCAAGGCAAAGAUGGAUCGAGCCCUCUUGGGAUUGCGGCUAGACAAGGACACGAGGAGAUUGUUGACCUGCUACUUGACCGAGCAGCCAAAGUUGGGUUUCCUAGUAUUAAAGCGGCAAUAUUAGGAGGCCAAGUGCAGAUCGCUGAGAAGUUGAUUGGCUCUGAAUACGACCUUCAAGAUGAAGCCAUGGGGGAAAUCCUGCAACUCGCCUGCCUGCAAGGCUUUGGUAGUCUCGCGGAAUCGUUAAUACAAAACGGUGCGAACGUGAACUUCUCCGACUGGGAUCGCCAUGGAAGUGUCCUACAAGCUGCUGCACAGCAGGACAAUGAAGAGAUCAUCCAACUGCUCAUUAAUAACGGUGCUUACAUCAACUCCACGAGCGGAACGCCGGGAACAGCACUACAUGUUGCCAUCGAGAAUGGGCAUGAGAAUAUCGUUACGUUACUCAUUGAUCACGGCGCCGAUGUUAAUAUCCAAGGAGGCCAUUACGGAAGCACAUUAGAAGCCGCCAGCUUCCAUGGUUAUGAGGACAUUGUUAGGCUAUUGAUCGGUCACGGCGCUGAUAUCAACUCAAAAGGAGGCAGGUAUGGAAGUGCUUUGCAGACAGCCAGCUCAUUUGGAUAUGAGAAUAUCGCAGUUUUGCUCAUCGAUCAUGGCGCUGAUGUGAACUCCGAAGGCGGUGAGUUUUGCACCGCAUUGCAAGCAGCUAGCUAUUCUGGGCAUGAGAGUAUUGUCAGGUUGCUGAUUGAUCACGGUGCCAAUAUCGACAUAAAAGGAGGCAAAUAUGGUAGUGCCUUGGUAGCAGCGUCUACAAAAUGCCAUGGUGACAUCGUCCAAACACUCAUAGCAGCUGGCGCCGAUGUAAACAUUGAUGGAGGCUCUAAGUUCGGGACUGCUCUACAAUGUGCAUCUGCAACAGGACAUCUCCAAAUUGUUGAAAAACUUCUUGAUGCAGGAGCUGAUGUUGAUUCUGAGGGUGGCACCGACGGUACUGCGCUUCACGCUGCUGUGAUGAAGGGGCAUUGGAGAGUUGUAGAUGCCCUAUUAGAAGCGAAUGCUAGUGCGGAUAAAGCAUGUUUAGGGAAAUCCAAAUCGCCCAAUCCCCUCUACGCGGCAGCUAAACUGGGAGAUAGGAAAUUGGUCGAGCGUCUCCUUGCUCAUGGAGCUGAUGUUGAUGCAUGGAGCGUGAAUUACGGCACGGCACUAAUCAUCGCGUCUUCAAAAGGGCACCUAGAGGUUGUUGAACUGCUUCUUGAUGCUGGAGCUGACAUUGACCUAUUCGGCCGCUUGGAUGGCAGCGCACUUUACGAGGCAUCAAGUCAUGGUCAUGAUGUCGUGGUACGACAUCUGCUUGCUAAGAGUGCAGACGUCAACGCCGGAAAUCCCCUCCUGGCUGCCCUUCAGAAUGGCCACAUAGGUAUUGCUGACCUGCUCCGGGAUCACGGCGCCGACAUUGAUGCCCCUUCUGGACACUAUUCUUCCGCCCUCAGUUGGGCAUCUGGCAAGGGCAAAGCAAAUCUUGUGCGCACUUUGCUUGAUCAUGGCGCCGACCCAAACAUGGCACACGGAAAGUUCCCUAGACCUCUUCAAGCGGCCGCAGGCUAUGGCCACGAUCAGAUUGUGGAGCUGUUGCUUGAUCAUGGCUCUCAUAUUGAUGCAGAUGAGAGCGACGAGAACCAAGACAGUGAUGAAUCAGAAGACGAUGAGGCAGAGGAGUUCUUACCACAAAAAGCCCAAUUUUGGGACCGAUACGAAACAGAAAAUGGGGAGAAGCGUCGAGCCUCUGCCCUCUACAGGGCAGCAAAGAACGGGAUGCUGUCCACGGUACAAUUGCUGACCAAAAAGGGGGCGCGAGUGAAUGCGCGCAGAGGCCGUUUUGGGAACGCCCUUCAUGCGGCUCUUAACGGUGGCUAUGGGCAGGUUGCACAUGAACUUCUAGACCAUGGUGCAAAUCCUCACUUACGGGGAAGGGUAUUUCAAACAGCUCUGGAUGCCGCUCUAUCAGCAGAUGUUUUCUCCGUUGUGGAACGAUUGCUUGAGGACAACUCGAGAUGGAGUUCGGUGGAACUUGGAAACGCUCUACGUCGUGCCUUGGGCAGAAGGAAUCAAGAAGUUGUGGAGCGGCUGCUUAAUCUGGGCGCGGAUGUGUUCACUAAUGGCUCGGAUGAUAUCGGCAUGCUGUACUCGGUUUCUGCUGGCGAUGCUCCGGAGGCCUUGAAGAUCUAUUUUGCAAGCCUCCUGAUUGAUAAAGGAGUCAAUGUGAACGCCAAAGGUGGCGAGCACGGCAGCCCUUUGCAAAUGGCCUGUUACAAGCAGCAGAAGCGUUUCGUUGAGUUCCUACUUAACAUGGGUGCAGAACCCAAUGCGCAAGGUGGGCGAUACGGAAACGCCUUGCAAGCUGUCGCGACAGCUCGUAGCUCUGGAAAGAAAAUUGCUGUGGACAUCGCCGUGUUGCUUAUUGAAAAGGGGGCAAACGUGAAUGCUUCAGGAGGAGAGCUAGGAACCGCACUGCAAGCAGCGGCUUUGUCUGGAAACAGAAACCUCAUGCAACUACUUCUACAACAUGGGGCUGAAAUCAACACGCAUGCCGGAUUGUAUGGAAACCCCCUCCAAGCAGCCGCUCACGUGAAACCAAAGUAUAUUGAGUAUCUGGUUGAAAAGGGCGCCGACAUCAACGCACAAGGUGGUCAGUAUGGUACGGUGUUGCAGGCUCUCAUAUCAUCCUAUGGCGAUAAGAGGCAAAUGGUUCGAUUCCUGCUGGGCCAAGGAUCCAAUGUCAACGCCCAGGGUGGACUGUACGGAAAUGCCUUGCAAGCCGCAUGUUGGAAUGACUGGCCAUCAAAGUCAGGAGCUGCCAUUGACAUCGUGAACAUGAUUCUUGACGCAGGGGCGGACGUCAAUUCAGCUGGUGGUUUGUAUGGCCAUGCUCUGCAAGCAGCUUCUUUUGCCGGCAACGGCCAUCUUGUAUCAUUGCUGCUUGCUAGAGGAGCCAACGUUAAUGCGCGAGGAGGCGAGCAUGACACAGCCCUAAGAGCGGCUGUUAUUGGAUGCCACAAGCAUAUAGUCCAAAUUUUACUGAAAAACGGGGCCGAUGCGAACGCUGGCAGUGAAGAGAGCAACGCUAUCCAGGCAGCAGCGGAACAAGGUUAUGAAGGAAUCCUUCGAUUGCUUCUCGAAGGAGGUGCAAUAGUUCAUGCUGAUGGAGGUGCGAUCAAGGCUGCUGAGAGGAAGGGGUAUAAAAGAAUUCUAGCCAUACUUCGCAAAGAAGCAAAGGGCUGA